UUGACACCCACAGGGUUAAACCUGGCUGCUGGAGUCAUCCCUCCUCCCGCGAGUCCCCUUUUUCACUGUGGGCUGGCAGCUGUCCUAACUGCCUACUGAAGCCAAAUGCUUGAGGAGAGAGAGAGAGUAAGGAACCAGUCAUGAAUCCUUUCCAGAAAAAUGAGUCCAAAGAAACACUUUUUUCACCUGUUUCCACUGAAGAGGUACUGCCUAGACCUCCCAGCCCUCCACAAAAGCCAUCACCGAAAAUCUGUGGCUCCAAAUAUCCCCUGAGCAUUGCCUUCAUUGUGGUGAAUGAAUUCUGCGAGCGUUUCUCCUAUUAUGGCAUGAAAGCUGUGCUGACCCUAUACUUCCUGUAUUUCCUGCACUGGAAUGAAGACACCUCCACGUCAGUGUACCACGCGUUCAGCAGCCUCUGCUAUUUCACUCCCAUCCUGGGAGCAGCCAUCGCCGAUUCCUGGCUGGGCAAAUACAAGACAAUCAUCUAUCUCUCCCUGGUGUACGUGCUUGGUCAUGUACUCAAGUCUUUGGGCGCCAUACCAAUACUGGGGGGAAAAAUGCUACAUACAGUCUUAUCAUUGCUUGGCCUGAGUCUAAUAGCUUUGGGGACAGGAGGUAUCAAACCCUGCGUGGCAGCUUUUGGCGGAGACCAGUUUGAAGAAAAACAUGCAGAGGAGCGGACUAGAUAUUUCUCAGUCUUCUACCUGUCCAUCAAUGCAGGAAGUUUGAUUUCUACAUUUAUUACACCCAUGCUGAGAGGAGAUGUUAAAUGUUUUGGGGAAGACUGCUAUGCACUGGCCUUUGGAGUUCCAGGAUUGCUCAUGGUAGUAGCCCUUGUUGUGUUUGCAAUGGGAAGCAAGAUGUACAAAAAACCACCUCCUGAAGGAAACAUAGUGGCCCAAGUUCUCAAAUGCAUCUGGUUUGCUGUUUCCAACCGCUUCAAGAACCGUUCUAGGGACAUUUCAAAGCGACAUCACUGGCUAGAUUGGGCAGUCGAGAAAUACCCAAAGCAGCUCAUUCUAGAUGUGAAGGCACUGACCAGAAUCCUUUUCCUCUACAUCCCACUGCCCAUGUUCUGGGCUCUUUUGGACCAGCAGGGCUCACGAUGGACACUGCAAGCCACCAAAAUGAACGGGGAUCUGGGUUUUUUUGUGCUCCAGCCAGACCAGAUGCAGGUACUAAAUCCCUUUUUGGUUCUUAUCUUCAUCCCACUGUUUGAUCUUGUCAUUUAUCGUCUGAUCGCCAAGUGUGGAAUUAACUUCUCAUCACUUAGGAAAAUGGCUGUUGGUAUGAUUCUAGCAUGCCUGGCAUUCGCUGUUGCAGCCGUUGUAGAGAUAAAAAUAGAUGGGAUGACCCCAACCCAGCCAGGCUCUCAGGAAAUUUUCCUACAAGUCUUGAACCUGGCAGAUAAUGAAGUGCAAGUGAUGGUGACGGGAAAUGGCAACAGUUCUCUGCUGGUGGAGCCCGUCAAAGCCUUUCAGAAACCAACGCACUAUUCUAAACUACACCUGAAAACGAAGUUCCAGGGCUUCCACGUCUACCUGAAAUACCACAAUUUGUCUGUCCACAACGAGCAUCCUGUGGAGGAGAAGCACUGGUACAGUUUGAUCAUUCAUGAGGAUGGGAAAAGUAUUUACAGCAUGAUGGUAAAGGAUGCGGGAAGCAAAACCACCAAUGGGAUGACAGCUGUCAGGUUUAUUAAUACUUUGCAUAAAGAUGUCAACAUUUCCCUGGGCUCAGAUGGUCCCUUCAGUGUUGGUCAAGACUAUGGCGUGUCUGCGUACAGAACUGUGCCAAGAGGAGACUAUCCUUCAGUGCACUGUAAAACGGAAGAUGAAGACUUUUUUCUGAAUCUGGGCCUCCUUGACUUUGGUGCGUCCUAUCUGUUUGUCAUUACAAAUAUCAGCAGUCAGGGCAUUCAGGCCUGGAAGACAGAAGACGUCCCAGCCAAUGAACUGUCCAUUGCGUGGCAGCUCCCGCAGUAUGGCCUGGUUACAGCCGCAGAGGUCAUGUUUUCUGUCACUGGACUUGAGUUUUCUUAUUCCCAGGCGCCAGCCAGCAUGAAAUCUGUCCUCCAGGCGGCCUGGCUGCUGACCGUGGCAGUUGGGAACAUCAUUGUGCUCAUUGUUGCUCAGUUCAGUGGCUUGGUACAGUGGGCUGAAUUCAUCUUGUUUGCCUGCCUCUUGCUAGUGGUCUGCCUGAUCUUCUCCAUCAUGGGUUACUACUAUGUUCCUGUCAACUCAGAAGAGGUUCACGGGCCAGCAGAUAAACAGAUGGCUCCUAUCCAAGGAAACAUGAUCAACCUGGAGACCAAGAGUACGAAGCUCUGAUGACUCCCUGGACUGACACCAGUUCCUGGCCCUGGUUUUGGCCUCAUUUAUUAUCAAGCAUUUUUUUUGUUUGUUUGUUUGUUUUUCUCUCUCUCUCCUACUAAGUUAGGAGAGGGAGGGAGCAUUCUAUUUGAGUUGAUCUCCUCCACUUUUUUUUUUUUUUUUUUUUUUUAGCCGUGGUAGACUUAGACUGGUUUUUCCAGUAUGUCCUUAAACAGGGACCCAAGAUUCUGUCCUCCAGCGAACUCAGUAAACACCGUGUAGAGUCCCUCACUCACACUGGCCUGGUAUCUCCAAAUGGCCACGAAAAUACAAAUGUAUAAUUGAGAUGGGCCUAUGGGUGUGCAAAAUGUGGGAGAUUCCUUUAUCAGCUACUUGUCAUUUAGAGCUGAUAACUUCGUGUUUUGGGGUGUUGGUUCAGGGGCAAAAAUGUAGACUACUAGAUGUGUGUUUUUUUUUUUUUAAAUAAGCAAUGUAAUUGUACUAUUCAAAAAGAUGUCAACAAUGGUAUGUAUGGUAUAAUUAGUCCAGGAGCUGGCUUGUCAACUGUCCAAGUUAGGUAAGAGCUUAGAUGGCAAGGGUCUGCAAUGCCAUUUUAUUGACACAUGGAAGACAGAUCUUUCUGAUGGCCAUGGUAUGUGAUCUACUUACCCAAACACUCAUUUUUGAGCACUUGACAGAUCCUGGAGACCACGCUAAAAAGAUAGAAAGCAUUAGGGGACACUGUCACGGGGGCAGGAACAAGAAUAAAUUAUAGUACUGCUGGUGAGUAAUUCAUUCUUCUUUAUUGCACAUUGCUCUGAGGAAUAGCAAUGUUUUGGCCCUGGAAUGUGUCCUUUUGUGGACAGCUACUUAAGAAAGUAACUGUAGUUUUGCACUCUAGCCUUUUUAGGAGUUUGCUCGGUCAGCUUUAUCUUAAUGUGCCAUCUUAUUUUGCUUACUACAACACAUUUUCAAUAACAAAAUGUUUUUAAGUCCAACUUCCUUUUUAAACAUUGUGCUUUUUUUUUUUUUUUUGCAUUUGGUUUCUUUGUUUGGAUUUUUUUUCCUGAUUUACUUUCGCUUCAAUUUUAUGUACCAUUUCUUCCUUUGCUUUUGGAAAUGUCCCAUUUAUUGAAGAAGAGGUAAUAGUAAUUUCUAGGUUUAAGGUCUUAACUUACAAUAUGUAAUAAGUGGGCAUGUUCCGACACGAGGAUGCUAUCAGAACUCAUAUGGUACCUAGUGUAUAUAGUGUUUCUGCUUGAGUGUAUGAAUGAAAAAAAACUUGAGAAAUAUUACCUCACAUAUGAUGAAUGAAUAGGGUACUUGGGAAUAUCAUGACCGUGUAAUGUGUUGCUAGGAGAAUAUUUUCAGAACUCCUGUACUAGAGACCUCAUUUCCAUUUAUUUACUCCUUUUUUUUUAAAAAAAAUCUUGAACCAUGUCGUCUCACAUUAUUAAUAAUGUAACAGGUUCUUGAGAGAUUUUGACUAAGAUUUUUAGCAGUUCAUAAGUGUUGUGAACACCACCCAGUUCAUACUCCUUUAGUAUGCUCAUUUUUUAAGCACCUUUAACUCAGACUACUUUAUGAAUUUUGUUUCAAGAGAUGUUAACAUGGAUCUGUGAAUAAAAAUGCCUGUGGACAAAUA
Jaculus jaculus (lesser Egyptian jerboa) is the source of this 3957-nucleotide messenger RNA. It is a transcript of the gene Slc15a2, whose product is annotated as solute carrier family 15 member 2. The transcript has 22 exons. The coding region runs from base 141 to 2330 and encodes 729 amino acids. Gene Ontology annotation, cellular component: membrane. The record is from RefSeq and is a predicted model, not a curated record. Gene Ontology annotation, molecular function: dipeptide transmembrane transporter activity. Lineage: Eukaryota; Metazoa; Chordata; Mammalia; Rodentia; Dipodidae. Gene Ontology annotation, biological process: oligopeptide transport; transmembrane transport.